Aureobasidium vineae is the source of this 534-nucleotide messenger RNA. The record is from the annotation of a GenBank genome assembly. NCBI's taxonomy places the organism in Eukaryota, Fungi, Ascomycota, Dothideomycetes, Dothideales, Saccotheciaceae.
AAUGGCGCAGAUAGCAGAGUUGAAGAAGCGACGACUGCAAGAUUACGGCUUUCAUCUCGAGUAUCGGACAAGAUGNNGAGCGACAAUGACAUGUACGACCACAUGAAUAACAGCGUGUAUUACUUCCUGUACGUCUUUCUGACCUGCAAAGCCGGACUUUGUUGGAAAAUGCUCACAUCUUGUCCUUCGCAGNNCUUCGACAGCAUUGUCAAUACAUACCUCAUGACGCAUUGCAAGCUAGAUCCGCCAACGUCACCUCUGAUCGGAUUGGUAGUACACUCGCAUUGCGAUUACUUGGCUCCAGUAGGCUUUCCUGCGCUAAUUGAUCUCGGGUUACGAGUCAAAAAGCUAGGAAAGAGCAGUGUUACCUACGAGAUUGGCGUAUUCGAACGCGGUGUUGAGGAAGUGAAGGCUGUUGGCGAGUUUGUGCAUGUGUUUGUAGAUCGGGAAAGUAGGAGACCGAGAGCGGAAGGCAUGACUGUUACUAUGAAGGAGCAAUUGGGGUCAUUAGUAGAUAGUAAGGCCAAGCUAUGA